AUGAAUGUCGUUUCCGACUCCGCGUUUCCAUGCUCUGCAUCCGUCGCCGGCCGCAUCCUGACACCGCUAAAGGAUGGGGAUCUCGAUCGCAUUCUCCCCUCACUCAGGAGUCCGGUGCGGCUGCUGCACAAUGCCAUCACCUCGGCGCGUCAAGCCGCUGAAUGGAGCAUUCAGAAGAUGUACCAUCGACUCAACCUCCCGCUACCAUACGACCCCAAGCUGCGUGGUCUAAGACUCACGAACCUCUUCCGACUUGUGAACUAUCGAGUGCGAACCGUGGGCAUUUCGCAGAUCCGCACCACUUUUUCUGGUGCGAUGGAGGUGCCGCAAGAGCUGCAAUAA
Molecule: messenger RNA, 342 nt
Organism: Phytophthora sojae
Lineage: Eukaryota; Oomycota; Peronosporomycetes; Peronosporales; Peronosporaceae
Exons: 1
Coding region: 1-342 (113 amino acids)
Source: RefSeq, a predicted model, not a curated record